Molecule: messenger RNA, 4364 nt
Organism: Pongo pygmaeus (Bornean orangutan)
Lineage: Eukaryota; Metazoa; Chordata; Mammalia; Primates; Hominidae
Gene: ABCE1
Product: ATP binding cassette subfamily E member 1
Exons: 18
Coding region: 966-2765 (599 amino acids)
Molecular function (GO): ATP hydrolysis activity; ATP binding
Source: RefSeq, a predicted model, not a curated record
GUAUCCGAAGUUGUUCUCUAAUCGGCACACAAGCACUUGAUACUCACUAAAUAACGGCAGAGACAACGGACUGUAAACUUUGGCAAGGCCUGAGGCUUAAAUGCUCAAUAAGUAAUUUACUGAAUGAAUAAACAGAUGAAUAGGUUCAGUCAUGAACUAGUUAUUUGUCACUUGCCUGCAAGUUAGGUGAGCUCUAGGGCGAGAGUAUUCAACCUGCAACCAUCAUUACUAACUGAAUGUCCUGUUAUCUAAAAAACGAUAGAAAUAAAGCCCAUCUUUAGGGCGGAAUUCAACUGCCGGACUUGGGACUGGACGCCACCAAGUGGAUAAAAUAUGGAGCUCGGAAAAGAUUGGAUUCCCGGCCUGAACUGACCACACAGUUGAGAGGAAGUUGAGGCCUAGGAGAGCGCGCAACAGCAAGCCGUGCAGGGACCAGACUCUGUUGGCCCUACUGACACCUCUAGCGUUAGAAUGACUAAGGCUCCACUCCUGACCCACCGGCCUUGAGGAAAGCGCGAACGUAAAAAAAGAUUGAAACCGGAGAGGCGAAUGCAUCUGUUUACGCUAGGACCACGCUCGACGUCGGAGAAAAGCCCACACACUCACAGUUUCCAGACCUGGUUGCUUGCCGAAACUCAGGUUCUCAGGACCUCCAGCAGCUCCGUGCCACUCCCACUCGGCUUCCUAGGACAGCCUGGCUUCGCCAACGGCGUUAAACAAAGGUCGCAGCACAAUGACGUCAUAUCUCCCUACCUACCUCCAGGGUUCCGCCUCGCGCUCUAUGUCGCGCGCGCGCACUACGUCCUAUGGCUCGCGCGAGCGGCGGCUGGGCACCGCCAUUUUGGCCGGUGGCCGUGAGAACACGCUGUGUGGCUGAAAAGUGAAGGCAAGAGCUGAUUUGGCAUCUGUGCUCCCCUCCGCAAGGGGAUCGUUUUCUCCAGAGCUGGAUAUUCUUUCGCACGGUUAUGGCAGACAAAUUAACGAGAAUUGCUAUUGUCAACCAUGACAAAUGUAAACCUAAGAAAUGUCGACAGGAAUGCAAAAAGAGUUGUCCUGUAGUUCGAAUGGGAAAAUUAUGCAUAGAGGUUACACCCCAGAGCAAAAUAGCAUGGAUUUCCGAAACUCUUUGUAUUGGUUGUGGUAUCUGUAUUAAGAAAUGCCCCUUUGGCGCCUUAUCAAUUGUUAAUCUACCAAGCAAUUUGGAAAAAGAAACCACACAUCGAUAUUGUGCCAAUGCCUUCAAACUUCACAGGUUGCCUAUCCCUCGUCCAGGUGAAGUUUUGGGAUUAGUUGGAACUAAUGGUAUUGGAAAGUCAACUGCUUUAAAAAUUUUAGCAGGAAAACAAAAGCCAAACCUUGGAAAGUACGAUGAUCCUCCUGACUGGCAAGAGAUUUUGACUUAUUUCCGUGGAUCUGAAUUACAAAAUUACUUUACCAAGAUUCUAGAAGAUGACCUAAAAGCCAUCAUCAAACCUCAAUAUGUAGACCAGAUUCCUAAGGCUGCAAAGGGGACAGUGGGAUCUAUUUUGGACCGAAAAGAUGAAACAAAGACACAGGCAGUUGUAUGUCAGCAGCUUGAUUUAACCCACCUAAAAGAACGAAAUGUUGAAGAUCUUUCAGGAGGAGAGUUGCAGAGAUUUGCUUGUGCUGUCGUUUGCAUACAGAAAGCUGAUAUUUUCAUGUUUGAUGAGCCUUCUAGUUACCUAGAUGUCAAGCAGCGUUUAAAGGCUGCUAUUACUAUACGAUCUCUAAUAAAUCCAGAUAGAUAUAUCAUUGUGGUGGAACAUGAUCUAAGUGUAUUAGACUAUCUCUCCGACUUCAUCUGCUGUUUAUAUGGUGUACCAAGCGCCUAUGGAGUUGUCACUAUGCCUUUUAGUGUAAGAGAAGGCAUAAACAUUUUUUUGGACGGCUAUGUUCCAACAGAAAACUUGAGAUUCAGAGAUGCAUCACUUGUUUUUAAAGUGGCUGAGACAGCAAACGAAGAAGAAGUUAAAAAGAUGUGUAUGUAUAAAUAUCCAGGAAUGAAGAAAAAAAUGGGAGAGUUUGAGCUAGCAAUUGUAGCUGGAGAGUUUACAGAUUCUGAAAUUAUGGUGAUGCUGGGGGAAAAUGGAACGGGUAAAACGACAUUUAUCAGAAUGCUUGCUGGAAGACUUAAACCUGAUGAAGGAGGUGAAGUACCAGUUCUAAAUGUCAGUUAUAAGCCACAGAAAAUUAGUCCCAAAUCAACUGGAAGUGUUCGCCAGUUACUACAUGAAAAGAUAAGAGAUGCUUAUACUCAUCCACAAUUUGUGACCGAUGUAAUGAAGCCUCUGCAAAUUGAAAACAUCAUUGAUCAAGAGGUGCAGACAUUAUCUGGUGGUGAACUACAGCGAGUAGCUUUAGCCCUUUGUUUGGGCAAACCUGCUGAUGUCUAUUUAAUUGAUGAACCAUCUGCAUAUUUGGAUUCUGAACAAAGACUGAUGGCAGCUCGAGUUGUCAAACGUUUCAUACUCCAUGCAAAAAAGACAGCCUUUGUUGUGGAACAUGACUUCAUCAUGGCCACCUAUCUAGCGGAUCGCGUCAUCGUUUUUGAUGGUGUUCCAUCUAAGAACACAGUUGCAAACAGUCCUCAAACCCUUUUGGCUGGCAUGAAUAAAUUUUUGUCUCAGCUUGAAAUUACAUUCAGAAGAGAUCCAAACAACUAUAGGCCACGAAUAAACAAACUUAAUUCAAUUAAGGAUGUAGAACAAAAGAAGAGUGGAAACUACUUUUUCUUGGAUGAUUAGACUGACUCUGAGAAUAUUGAUAAGCCAUUUAUUAAGAGGAGUAUUUACUAGAAUUUUUUGUCAUAUAAAACUUGAAUCAGGAUUUUAUGCCCCACAUACUCUGGAACUUGAAGUAUAAUUUACUUAAUAUAACAUAAAAAGCCAGUUGGGUUCUAAAUUGUAGUUGAAACAAAGAAAAUGCCACUUUUCUGUUCCUGAAGAGGCCCUUUUGUGCAUAAUAUAUUCUAAAAUGAAGACAUUUCAAGCUAUACAAAUUACCUCCAAGUUUUCAUGACGUAUGGGAAGAUUUUCAGUAGGUGUAUUAUAUUCACGGUACCAAAUGCUGACCAGUGUUGCUCCAUUUUUUAAAUCUUGAAAAGGGUUUUUGUACUUACCUGGUUUGCCAAGUAUGCCAGUGUGAUGAAACUGCCCUUAUUUUAAAAGCCAGUCAAAGAUUCCACUGAUUGACAUUUGAUAAAUAAACAUCAGGAUUAUGUUUAUUAUUUGUUUUCAGUCUUUGCACUAUAUUACCAGUAUAUGGUUUCCGAGGAAGAUUAUCUACUACAAAACACCACUGUUGGAAAAAUAGGUACUUUUUAAUUGUUUUUAAUCUUUUUUUGGUGCUUUUAAACAUGUUUAGCAAAAACCAAUUCAGUUCCAUUCCCCGCAAAAAACCCCUUACUCUGAACUUUUUUUGUUUUUGCAUUCCAUGAGGUUCUGUAUUCAGUCAUUCUCUAGUUAAUGUUAUUUUUGUACACAUAUAUUUAUAUAAUCACUGAUUGAGAUUUAGGAAAAAGCAUUUCUAAAGAAUAUUUGCUUCCCUUACAACUACAGACUCAAAAUCUUUAAAGAUGGUGCCUAAGCAUCUAUGUAUUUUUUUUAAGUUCCACAGAUUUUUCUGUUGGGCAGCCAAGGAUUAUAAACCACUUCCCUAAAGGCAAUAUUAAUGCAAAAGUCCCCAGAUGGCAAUACAAAGUAUCCCCUGGUACCACAUAUAUUCAUUUGUGAGUUUGGAUAUAGAGCACAUUAUCUAAACCAUUUUUUAGUUUCCAAAUCCCAUCUAAAUUUCUUGAGUUCCUGAAUUUUGAACAGGAUUACCUGGAGCCUGGAGCCACUUUAAGUUGUACUUCUGACUAAACUGGAAUUAUGAGUGAGGAAGAGUGUUUACUAAAUAAAUGACUGGGGCAAGCAAAAUUGAGGAGGAAACUAGAAAGUAUAUUUGACAAACUUUAAGAGCUACUUGAAAUAAUAGAAGUCUUGAUUAAUAUGCAAAUAAUGGCUAGAAAGUAUGGUUUAACGGGACCCCAUUAUGCCUUUUAAAAAAUAAUUUCAGUAACCCAUAAAUACAUGUUGUAAAAAAUUCAAAUAUACAGAAUGGAAUAAAAAAAUGAUCUCCCUUUAUUACCCUCCCAAAGGUUACCAGCGUUUGAAUUUAAUGUAUAUUCUUUCAUGCUUUUUUCUGUGCACUUACCUAAGUGUGAAUAUGUAAAGGGUUUGUUUUGUACACAAAUGGGAUUAUACUAAAAUAAGUAAUGCCUAUUUUUAAGGAUAGGUUAAAUUUGUGAAUGAUUAUUUCAAAUAUAUUGAAUAAAAUAAGCAAAAGCUAUUGUUAUUUACUGA